AUGGCCACUACUCAGUCCGCAAUCUCCAAGAGGAGAAAGUUCGUCGCUGACGGUGUUUUCUACGCCGAGCUGAACGAGUUCUUCCAGCGCGAGCUGGCUGAGGAAGGCUACUCAGGCGUCGAGGUCCGCGUUACCCCCACCGUCACCGACAUCAUCAUCCGCGCCACCCACACACAAGAGGUUCUCGGAGAGCAGGGUCGCCGUAUCCGUGAGCUCACCUCGCUCAUCCAGAAGCGCUUCAAGUUCCCCGAGAACUCGGUCUCUCUGUACGCCGCCAAGGUCCAGAACCGUGGUCUCUCUGCCGUCGCUCAAUGCGAGUCGCUCCGCUACAAGCUUCUCAACGGUCUCGCUGUCCGAAGGGCAUGCUACGGUGUGCUCAGGUUCAUCAUGGAGUCUGGUGCUAAGGGUUGCGAGGUUGUCGUGUCUGGAAAGCUCAGGGCCGCCCGUGCCAAGAGUAUGAAGUUCACUGACGGUUUCAUGAUCCACUCUGGUCAGCCCGCCAAAGACUUCAUUGACCACGCCACCCGCCACGUCCUGCUCCGCCAGGGUGUGCUCGGUAUCAAGGUGAAGAUUAUGCGUGGCUCUGACCCCGAGGGCAAGGCCGGCCCAUCUCAGACUCUUCCCGACUCCGUCACCAUCAUCGAGCCCAAGGAGGAGCAGCCCGUUGUCCAGCCCAUGUCCCAGGACUAUGGCGCCAAGGCCAUCGCCGCCCAGCAGGCAGCGGAACAGGCCAGGCAAGCGGAGCAGGGUGAGGGCGAGGCCCAGCCCGCGGAGGGCUACGCUGAGGAGCAGUAG
Molecule: messenger RNA, 795 nt
Organism: Plenodomus lingam JN3
Lineage: Eukaryota; Fungi; Ascomycota; Dothideomycetes; Pleosporales; Leptosphaeriaceae
Gene: RPS3
Product: 40S ribosomal protein uS3
Biological process (GO): translation
Cellular component (GO): nucleus; cytosolic small ribosomal subunit
Molecular function (GO): RNA binding; structural constituent of ribosome
Source: RefSeq, a predicted model, not a curated record